UUUUCUGCUGUACCGUGCACCGACCUGUGCGGAUCUCUAACGCUUCAGUAUCGCGGUAGCGGGUCAACAAUAACCUUAUGAGCGACCUGCCAUCUAUCAUACUCCUGUGGAUUAUCAUCUAUUGAUAUUGAUCAGUAUACCUCAUGGAAUUGUCAGAUACUGUUGAACGACUGGAGGGUGUAGACUCAUUUGCUCCAGGAGGAUUAGUGGUAAAAAAGAAAGCAGAGUUCAAGAAACCACAAUGCUCUCUUCUUGGACUCGAUAAAUUAGCUGAACGGAAGCGCCAAGAAAGCAUGGCAGUUGAUUCAAAGCAAACAAAUAUGAACAAAGCAAGAACGUAUCGAGAGCGCCGCGUCGAAACUCCGUCCAAUCGUGGAGGUGUUACCAAAGAGUUUCUAGACUCAAGAGAACGCAGGCGGAAGCGUGAACGACAUGAAAAGGAAAAAACAGGUUUGGUUGCAGCAACAUCUCGGAAAUCAAGGGAUUCCUCCAGGAGCAACACUUAUGAAUAUUUUGACAAGUCGAUCGCGGUCACUGCUGAUCGGGAAUCUCAGAGUGUGCGACGUCGCCGUGAAGCUGACUGGGAAGAAGAAACGCCUUCUUAUCGUGGCAGCCGUGACUCAAGCGAUACUGGUCGCAGCAGCGUUGAUCGAUACGCUUCACCAGCUGACCUUCAUACACCUAUUGGUGGGUCGUCCAGGCAGUGGAGCUGGGAUGAUUCCGGCUUUGGAGGUAGUCGUAGUGGCACUCCCCGCACCCACUCAGACUCCGGACGCGAGCGUUAUGUCUACACGCCAUUGCCGACACCCACGUUUAAGCACAAUUCAUGGAUGAAGUCCUCUGAUGAUCUGAAUAGACCCUCUAAACGCGAUCGUCAUGGCCACCUAUCCCAAAGAAAACGGACCGACACUGAAUCACGCGAACGCUCAUCAACUCCGGAUAACUUGGAAGAAUCUGAGGAAAUGUUAGCCGAAAACGAACGCCUUGACCGGCACUGGUAUCAGAUGGACGAAGGUUACGACGAUGAAAAUAACCCGUUCGCAAACAUUCCUGAGGCAUACGCUGCCAAAAAAGAGAAGCAACUGGCAGAGCGGAAAAAGCGAAACAAACAAAGACUAACAGCUCAAGCAGUCCAAGUACACAAAGACAAUCUAGCUUGGGAACAUAAUCGAAUGUUGCGAUCGGGGAUAGUACAGCGUCUAGACUUCGACGAGGAUGAGGACUUCAAUGAAGAGGGUGAGGCUCGCGUCCACUUAUUAGUCCGUAACAUACUUCCCCCGUUUUUGGACGGUCGUAUUGUUUUUACUCGACAACCUGAGCCGGUGAUCCCUGUUAAAGACCCGGAUAGCGUGAUGGCUAAAGUGUCUCAAAAAGGUAGCGCAAUGGUUCGUUAUUUUCGUGAACAAAAGGAGCGGAAACGCGCUCAAAAGAAAGAAUGGCAAUUGGCUGGAACACGUAUAGGUGAAGUGAUGGGUGUGAAAGCCCCAGAGGAACCAGAGGAUAAGUGGAGCGCCGAUACCCAUCGACAGACCCAAACGUUUGCCGAUAAGAUGGGCGAUAUGAAGUCGGAGGCUGCAAGCGACUUUAGUGCACACAAAUCGAUUACUGAACAAAGACAGUAUUUACCCGUUUUCUCAGUGCGCUCUUCUCUACUCCGAAUGAUCAAAGAGCACCAGAUUGUCGUGAUUGUCGGUGAAACAGGAAGCGGAAAAACUACUCAACUUACGCAGUAUUUGCAUGAGGAUGGCUACACCAAUUACGGCAUUGUUGGCUGUACGCAGCCGCGCCGCGUGGCCGCCAUGUCUGUUGCUCGUCGCGUUGCGGAAGAAAUGCGUACACGUUUAGGCGAUCAAGUCGGUUAUGCUAUCCGUUUCGAGGACUGUACUUCACCGUCUACUCUGAUCAAAUACAUGACGGAUGGUAUUCUCCUGCGUGAAUCCCUACGAGAAUCCGACUUAGACCCAUAUUCCGCAAUAAUCAUGGACGAAGCUCACGAACGUUCAUUGAACACGGAUGUUUUGUUCGGGCUGCUGCGCGAGGUUGUCAGUCGCCGCAAUGAUCUUCGUCUUCUUAUCACCUCUGCUACAAUGGAUGCCGAUCGUUUCGCCCAUUUCUUCGGUGAUUGCCCCGUUUUCCGUAUUCCCGGUCGAACGUUUCCUGUGGACAUUCAGUUCAGCAAAACAACGAUCAUGGAUUAUGUGGACUCCGCCGUGAAGCAGGCCAUACAGGUUCAUUUAGCUUCACCGACCGAUGGUGAUAUUCUAAUAUUCAUGCCCGGGCAGGAGGAUAUUGAGGUGACCUGUGAGCUGAUAGCAGAACGCCUGGGUAAUUUGGACGAGGCCCCACCACUCUCAAUUCUUCCAAUCUACUCUCAACUACCUAGUGACUUACAGGCGAAGAUAUUUGUCAAAGCCGAGGAUGGAGUUCGCAAAUGCGUCGUAGCAACUAACAUCGCCGAGACGUCAUUAACCGUUGACGGCAUCCGCUACGUUAUUGAUUCCGGGUAUUGUAAGCUAAAAGUGUUCAAUCCCAAGAUCGGCAUGGAUGCCCUGCAAAUCUUCCCGAUCAGUCAAGCCAACGCUAACCAAAGAGCGGGUCGGGCUGGUCGUACUGGCCCUGGAGUCUGCUAUCGAUUGUACACGAUCAGUCAAUUUCAAGAAGAAAUGCUUGUGACUGCUGUCCCAGAAAUCCAACGGACUAAUUUAGCAAAUGUCGUUCUGCUUCUGAAGUCACUUGGCGUGCAGGACCUUAUGCGUUUCCACUUCAUGGAUGCUCCGCCGCAGGAUAACAUAUUGAAUUCAAUGUACCAGCUUUGGAUUUUUGGCGCCCUAGACAACACUGGGGGGCUGACAAAUCUGGGUCGUCAAAUGGUCGAAUACCCUCUUGAUCCCGCCUCAUCUAAACUGCUUAUAAUUUCGUGUGACAUGAAUUGCUCAGAGGAGAUUCUGACCAUCGUAUCUAUGUUGUCCGUUCCGAAUGUGUUCUACCGUCCAAAAGGGAGAGAAGAAGAGUCGGAUAACGCUCGUGAAAAGUUCCAAGUCCCCGAGUCCGAUCACUUGACUCUGUUGAAUGUGUACAAUCAAUGGAGAAAAGCAGACUACUCAUCGGGCUUUUGUGCUCGACACUUCUUGCACUUGAAAGCAAUGCGUAAGGUGCGAGAGGUUAGGCAACAGAUGAAGGAAAUUAUGGAGCAACACAACAUGAACCUGAAGUCAUCUGGGAGCGAUUGGGAUGUGGUCCGCGAAUGCCUUUGCUCAACCUUCUUUCAUCAAGCCGCUCGUAUCAAGGGGUUGGGAGAAUACGUGAAUUUACGCACCGGGAUGCCAUGUCAUCUGCAUCCAACAAGUGCCCUCUACGGCAUGGGGUACACUCCAGACUAUGUGAUUUACCAUGAGCUGAUAAUGACCACCAAAGAGUACAUGCAAUGCGUCACGUCUGUUGACGGAAAUUGGUUGGCCAAGGUUGGACCAAUGUUUUAUAGCGUUAAAGACCCCAAUCUCACGCGUAUGGAACGGAAGCGGCAGGCCGAAGAACAACUGGCCGUUAUGGAGAACGAGAUGAGAGUGGCUGAAGAGCAUUUGGUUCGACGCCGUGAUGAACUGACAGCCUCUAUCAGUUCUAGUCGUCUACACCCUAUUGCUACUCCCGGAAUGCGCACACCGGGGACUCCUGUCGUCAGCAAGCGUCCGGCUGGUCGCCUUGGCUUGUGACCUCCAUUACCCAAUUGUACAGCUGUGUAUAUGACAUCAGUUAUGCUAAAUGCACUCACCUUUAUCCAAUUUCUUUACACUUUUUGUUUCCAUCAAUUUGCGCAGUUUUUACUCUCCUCGUAUGCGGUAGCGUCAGCAUAUUGAUACUUCCCAUCUGUUCGGGAUCUUGCGCUACUGUAUCCGCCCUCCGACUGGUCUGCUAGUUAACAUUCUCAUUCCUACCUCCCAUCUCCUCAUCACCGUGUUCGGAUUGUCAACAUCCAUAUCUUAUAAGGAGAUCUGUAUGAAAUUCGGUGACGAUUUUCACCUACGUUGAUGUAUCGGGUACACCUUAUUAAUCCAAUACACGAGGAAAAUUCACAUUCACAUUGUCCAUCACGCCUUCCGCGUCAACUGAGGUACAUGUUUGAUAAUCUUUUCUUUUCGAACGUAUACUCGUAUUCUUUUUC
Molecule: messenger RNA, 4159 nt
Organism: Dicrocoelium dendriticum
Lineage: Eukaryota; Metazoa; Platyhelminthes; Trematoda; Plagiorchiida; Dicrocoeliidae
Source: the annotation of a GenBank genome assembly